AAUUAGGCUUUAAUGCUUCAAUGGGCCGCCACCCCAUCCACGUUUUUACCCUACAGAGCGUCGAAUCCUGCGUUUCAGCCGAACAAAGGAAAAUCGUUGCCCUUUGAUUCCUGCUCUUCCAAACCCUACCUUGGCAUAACAGCUUUCUUUCUCUUUCAAACCCACUCUCUCUUUUUCUCCGAUUCUCGCUCUGAUUGACGCGAAGCGAUUUCCAGGUUGAUGGUGGUUGAUUUGAUUCUUCCUUGAUAAGUUAGGGUUUUUUUUAUCAAGUGAAAAUGCCGGGGGUAAUGCCAAUUUUGCCCCUUCCGGCACCUCCUUCCGAUGGGGAUUUAGGGACAUUGCCUCCAUCUCAGGUGCCGGAAAAUCAAACUGAAGAGGUUCUAACGAAUGAGGAACAGAACAAAGCGAGCUCAAUUGCAACUCACACUAGAACUAUUGGAAUCAUUCAUCCUCCUCCUGAUAUUAGGAAUAUCGUUGAUAAAACUGCUCAGUUUGUUGCCAAAAAUGGACCCGAAUUCGAAAAAAGAAUCAUUGCUAAUAAUGCUAACAAUGUUAAGUUCAAUUUCUUGACUAGUUCAGAUCCCUACCAUGCUUAUUAUCAACACAGGUUGUCUGAGUUUCGUGCUCAGAAUCAGAACCAGUCCAACUCUCAACAGCUGGAACUGCCUUCGCAUCCGGCUGAUUCUGUUCCAACUGAGUCUGCUCCAACUGCUGCUGCUGAUGAAAAUGAUGCUGCAGCGGCAGUAGCUAAGCCUGAUCCUGCUGCACAGUUUAGACUGCCUGUGAGGAAGAAUCUUGAACCACCAGAAGCUGCUCAAUAUACUGUUAGACUUCCUGAAGGGAUUACAGGGGAAGAGUUGGAUAUUAUUAAGCUGACUGCACAGUUUGUUGCACGAAACGGGAAAUCAUUCUUGACAGGAUUGACUAGUAGGGAGAUUAAUAACCCGCAGUUCAAUUUUUUAAGGCCGACUCAUAGUAUGUUUACCUUUUUCACUGAACUUGCUGAUGCGCAUUCCAAAGUGUUGAUGCCUCCAAAGGGUUUGACAGAGAAGUUGAGAAAGAGUGUUGCUGAUAUGACAAUUGUGCUUGAGAGGUGCUUGCAUCGGUUGGAAUGGGAACGCUCACAGGAGCAGGCGAGGCAGAAAGCUGAGGACGAAAUUGAGCAGGAGAGAGCGCAAAUGGCAAUGAUCGAUUGGCAUGAUUUUGUUGUGGUUGAGACUAUAGACUUUGCUGAUGAUGAGGAUGAGGACUUACCUCCUCCAAUGACCGUUGAGGAGGUUAUAAGGAGGAGCAAGAUAUCUGCUAUGGAAGAAGAUGAAAUUGUUGAGCCUGGAAAGGAGGUGGAAAUGGAAAUGGAUGAGGAAGAGGUACAGCUUGUUGAGGAAGGCAUGAGAGUGGCUAGUAUCGAAGAGAAUGAUGGCGAAAAGAAAGAGACAAGGGCAAAUGAAGAGCCAGAACCACCAAUGAGAAUUGUGAAGAACUGGAAGAGGCCUGAGGAGAGAAUACCUGCUGAAAGAGAUCCUACCAAGUUUGUUGUUUCACCAAUAACUGGCGAGCUAAUUCCCAUUAACGAGAUGUCUGAACACAUGAGAAUUUCCUUGAUUGAUCCCAAGUACAAGGAGCAGAAAGAAAGGAUGUUUGCAAAGAUUAGGGAGACAACACUUGCUCAGGAUGAUGAGAUAUCAAGAAACAUUGUGGGACUUGCACGCACACGUCCUGAUAUAUUUGGUACCACAGAGGAAGAAGUUUCUAAUGCUGUCAAAGCUGAGAUUGAGAAAAAGAAAGAUGAGCAACCAAAACAGGUUAUAUGGGAUGGUCACACUGGAAGCAUCGGACGGACUGCAAAUCAGGCUUUGUCUCAAACUAUCAUGGGAGAGGAUCAAAAUGAUGCUGCUGACAGCAAUGCACUGAACCUUCUUGGUCCUGCUGCUCCUCCACCUCGCCCAGGUUAUCCAGCAGUCCGUCCCCUACCCCCACCACCUGGUCUAGCUUUAAAUAUCCCUCGUGUUCCUCCAAACCCUCCCCAAUAUUCUGCAGCAUCUAGUGGUGGGCUUCCUAUGCCGCUAUCCCAACCUCGUCCACUGGGUGUUCCCAUGAUGCCUACUAUGCGUCCAGCACCACCUCCAAUGCAGAUGGCAUCUAACCAACCACCCAUGAUGAUGAAUCGACCACCCCAAAUGCCUCUAUCAAUGUCCAUUAACCCAGCUAAUAUUCCUGUACCCCCUCCACCAGGUUCUCAGUUUACCCCUCUGUCAGUUCCUCGACCAUUCGCCCCUCUUCCUGUCCCACCACCUGCUAUGCCUAUGAUGCAGCCACCUCCACCUUUGCCCCAAGGAAUACCUCCUCCACCGCCACCUGAAGAAGCUCCUCCACCGCUUCCGGAGGAACCAGAGCCAAAGAGACAGAAGCUUGAUGAUUCCAUGCUCGUUCCAGAAGAUCAGUUCCUUGCUCAACAUCCGGGACCUUCACUCAUUACUGUGUCUGUUCCCAACCUUGAUGAAGGAAAUCUCAAAGGACAACUUCUUGAGAUCACAGUGCAGGCCAUAUCAGAAACAGUUGGCAGUUUGAAGGAGAAAAUUGCUGGGGAGAUCCAGCUUCCUGCAAACAAACAGAAAUUGAGUGGAAAAGCAGGGUUUCUGAAGGACAAUAUGACCCUUGCAUAUUACAAUGUUGGAGCAGGAGAAACACUUGCUCUUUCAUUGAGGGAACGUGGUGGUAGGAAGAGGUGAUGAGUUUUUGAACGAGACCAUCCAAGAUUUGGCAUUUUGGCGAGCCUUUCAGGGGCAAUGGAAAUAGAGGAAUCCUUUUGCUUAGGGAGACAAGUUACCCCGUUAUGUCACUUAGCUAUUGGUUCCCUUUUGAUAUGCACUUGGUUUACUACUUGUAUUAUGAUCUAAAAUAUUUGCUGAGUACCCAUGUUUAUGAUCAUUAAAGCGUCGUAAAGUUUAUAUCGUGGUAAAUUUAGUGACAUUUGGGUCUUUUCCCAGAAGUUUAUAUUUUGUAGGUAGCACUAUUGUGUGCCUCUCCAUGGUGUGUCGCCAGGGGCUUUGCUGAGCAAUACCUCCUCAUGAUGUGUUACCAGGGAGCAGGGGCUGAUGCCCUUAGAAUUCUUAUUCAAUUUUCUGCUCUUUUACUCUUACUAGAUUUGGUAAGUAAUGAUGCAACGGUAUUUCCGAUCUCCUUACUUUCUCACUUCAGAAAAGCUAUUUGUUUGGACUCCCGGCCCCUGGUAUGUGCAACCUGUCACAGGUAGAAGUGGCUUAUCAAUUUGUUAUUAUCUUUCCUUUGGAGCAAUUUUUUUUUUCAUUUUUUCCUGAGUUCAUAUGGUGGUUUUCUGGGCUGCCAUUUUUGCUCCUUGCAGCAUAGGCUGGGUGGUUGCAAGAUGGAGGUUCCUUUCACCCUGGACAUGGAAUUUGUGGUUGCCAUUGGUGCUUUUGUUAUUCUUUAUCUUUCUUUUAAUGCAGCAUUGAGUUUUUUACUUGCACUAAGUUUGAUUCACUUAACUUUCAUAAUUGCUAAUAAAAAAACUUUUUAAUUAAACAAAUUGUCAUAUAUCAGAAAAAAAAAAAAAAUCUCAGCAGUUCCAAAUACCGGGAUUUCAAGAUUGAAG
Molecule: messenger RNA, 3610 nt
Organism: Durio zibethinus
Lineage: Eukaryota; Viridiplantae; Streptophyta; Magnoliopsida; Malvales; Malvaceae
Product: putative splicing factor 3A subunit 1
Biological process (GO): mRNA cis splicing, via spliceosome; regulation of alternative mRNA splicing, via spliceosome
Cellular component (GO): U2 snRNP; U2-type prespliceosome; catalytic step 2 spliceosome
Molecular function (GO): RNA binding; protein binding
Source: RefSeq, a predicted model, not a curated record